GCAAGUGUCAUCAUGAUCUGCCUUAUAUGGGGUGGAUCCUAAACGUGCGUGGUUGCUUCAAUCAUAGUUACAAGAUGAAGACCUGAGCACUGCAUUUUCGACAUCAUUCGGUACGCCGGGAUACCAUAUUGCUGUCAAAAAGCGAUUGCAAUUGCACAGCACUGCUCAUUGUGGCUGUAGAGUUCCUAUACAGCUGCGGCAGUGGUUGGUGGGAACUGGAAAAGAAAACAAAGAUAUAUAUUUUUUUGCUAUUAAUAAAUCUGGUUACCAUGAAGCGAAGAAAGAUCGCAGUAGCCGCUGGAUUCUGCCUAUCUUUCUUUUUGGGCACGUUGAUGAAUUUAUUGUUCAUCCCGGGGUUUGACCAUCACCAGAAUCACGGCGACACUGUGCAUCGAUUCUACCACGAACAGCGGCAGCGCGUCUUGGACGGCACCAAGCUGCACGUCAAAGACUCCGGCGCUACAGCCCCAGUUGAAGGGAACAGCGAGCCCACGGCGGCGACCAGCAGCCGGCGGCGCCUCGACCUCCAGCUGCAGAUCCGGGAGCGAUACGACGAGGUGCUCCGGUAUCGUCAGCAGCAGUCGUCGUGGUUGGGAACGGGAAACCCUGUUCGGCCGCUGGAGAGGAGGAAGCUCAUGGAUCUAGCGCAGAGGAACAGUUGGGAGUCAAAUAAAGGGACCGAGAGAUUCAACAACCAAUAUGUGGAUUCUCACCAUCGGAUCUCGCCUUCGGAAUCCCUGUACACCACCAAAUCCAGGAGGGAUUUUGCCAUGCAGACAAGGACCAUUAACGACACACAGAUGCUGGGUUGCAGCAGUAUAGACAAUGUCACCGAUGUGCAGUAUCUCGGCUCCGGAUACACCAAGGCGGUGUACAAGGCAGCCGUGAACAACACCCUUUCCGUGGCUCUAAAAUCCGUGGAUUUCGGGGGACACGAUAUGGAAAACUGUGUGAAGAAAUACGGCUCGACCGCGGAGUGCUACAGACUGGCAUCUUUCAAGAUUGUUAAAGAAAUGGCACUGAUGGAACGACUGCAACACCCUAACAUUCUGAAGCUCUUCGGCUACUGCUACCAGGACAGCAACGACAUCCGCGACACGGUGACCGCCAUCACGGAGCUCGGCAGUCCGCUGGAGAUGAUCCAGCUGCUGCAGACGUCCUGGGAGGAGCGCUUCCGGAUCUGCCUGAGUCUGGUGCGGCUGCUGCACUACCUGGCGCACUCCCCGCUGGGCUCGGUCACGCUGCUGGACUUCCGGCCGCGGCAGUUCGUGCUGGUGCGCGGCGAGCUGAAGGUGACCGACCUGGACGACGCCAGCGCCACGGAGACGCCCUGCUCCUCCCCGGCCGACUGCGUCAUGGAGUUCCCCGCCCGCAACUUCAGCCUCCCCUGCAGCGGGGGGCGCUGCGCGGGCAUGAACGAGAAGAGGAACCUCUACAACGCCUACAGGUUCUUCUUCACCUACCUGCUGCCUCACAGUGCCCCCCCUGCCCUGAGACCACUACUGGACAAGAUAGUCAACUGCACAGGUGAGCUGACCUGGGGGGUGGACGAGACUCUCGUCCAGCUGGAGGAGGUGCUACACCUGUACAAGAACGGCCUCUACCUGCCGAAUAACACACAGCCCCUCAAAGCAGAGUUCAAGCGCGUGGCGGACGUCUCCGUCAGCGGGGAGAACUACCGCUGCUGGCCGUCCUAUCAGCACGACGGCUGCAUGCUGUCCGUCUUCAGCGUCCGCGAGGCCAUGAGCGUCUGCGAGAGCCACGCCCAGUGCAGCGCCUUCGUCAUGACCAAUCAGACCACCUGGACAGGUCACCAGCUCGUGUUUUUUAAGACAGGAGCAGCCAGCCUGUCACCCUCCCCGGGGAAGGUGACGUUCGUCAAGGUGAACAGCUGAGGGCGUGCUGGGGGUUUACCAGCGCACUGUCAGGACACGGACCCCCGAGAGACCGGGGGAGGGGGGGGCGGACGUCGGGCGGGGGACAGGCCUGGGGACGCAGGACGGAGGACGGAUGGAGGGAUUGAGGGAUGGAGGGACCCUCUUGCACUAGUUGUACCCCCUCGCACCCCUCCAUCCGGGGAAUCGAAACUGAACCAAAGCAAGGCUCUUCAAUGUGCAAUAAUGCCCAUCUGAUAAAAAUGUGACCAUUGACGUUGUUAUUACUGUUUGUGUUGGUGGAUAUCUGUGCUCUUAUUGGCGUGUUAGGUUAGUGAGUGCCUCCGCGUGCUUGCCUAAG
Molecule: messenger RNA, 2235 nt
Organism: Conger conger (European conger)
Lineage: Eukaryota; Metazoa; Chordata; Actinopteri; Anguilliformes; Congridae
Gene: pkdcca
Product: protein kinase domain containing, cytoplasmic a
Exons: 7
Coding region: 270-1895 (541 amino acids)
Biological process (GO): protein phosphorylation
Molecular function (GO): ATP binding; non-membrane spanning protein tyrosine kinase activity
Source: RefSeq, a predicted model, not a curated record